UGGAAGAAGCCUCAUAAUUUUGCCCCGCCAAAUACUAGUAGAGAUUUUUCGAGCUCUUUCGAAAUCUGCCGCGACUGGUUGAAACCCUAACUGAAUCUUCGAUCCAGAGACAUGGCAAUUUCUAGGGCAAAGACAUUGUUUUCGAGAAGCUUCUCUUCCCUCUCUUCUAAUCCGUUGCGCGUCUGCGUUGUCGGCAGUGGACCUGCUGGCUUUUACACAGCUGAGAAGAUGCUGAAGACACAUAAAGAAGCCGAGGUUGACAUCAUUGAUAGGUUGCCGACCCCAUAUGGAUUAGUCCGGUCCGGCGUGGCACCGGAUCAUCCCGAAACCAAGAUUGUGACAAACCAGUUUUUGCGGGUUGCUCAAAAUGAACGAUGCUCCUUCAUCGGAAACGUGUCACUUGGGUCUUCUGUAUCUUUGUCUGAGCUCAGGGAGAUAUAUGAUGUGGUUGUGCUUGCCUAUGGAGCUGAAAGCGAUAGAGUUCUUGGUAUUCCGGGAGAAGAUUUGACAGGGAUACACUCAGCUAGAGAAUUCGUUUGGUGGUAUAAUGGGCACCCUGACUGCAGACAUUUUGCUCCAGACUUGAAGGGCUCUGAUACUGCAGUUAUUCUUGGUCAGGGAAAUGUAGCUCUUGAUGUGGCACGUAUUCUUUUACGACCACCUGCAGAACUUGCAACAACUGAUAUUUCCAGCCAUGCUUUGGCUGCUCUAGAGGAGAGCUCUAUAAGAAAAGUAUACUUAGUUGGAAGACGUGGACCAGUGCAAGCUGCUUGUACUGCAAAAGAGUUACGUGAAGUUCUUGGUAUCAGAGAUUUACAUAUUAAUAUUCAAGAAGCUGAUCUAGUGAAAACCCCAGCAGAUGAGGAAGAACUGAAGAAUAGUCGAAUCCAGAGGAGGGUGUAUGAAUUGCUCUCAAAGGCAGUCGUUUCAGAAUCAUCUCAUCUCCGUACAAGCCAGCGUGAAAUCCACUUUGUUUUCUUCCGGAAGCCGGUUGGUUUUCUAGAUUCAGAUGACAGAACUGGUCAUGUUGCUGGUGUGCACUUUGAGAAGACAAUUCUCAAAGGUGGCUUUGGGAAACAAGUUGCAGUUGGUACAGGACAGUUUGAAGAUCUUGACUGCAGGUUAGUGCUAAAGAGCAUUGGUUAUAAAUCAGUACCAGUUGAUGGCUUACCCUUUGAUGCUUCCAAAGGCAUAGUUCCGAAUAUAGGAGGUCGUGUUUUAGUUGAUUCUUCAGGAGAUCAUCAACAACUGGAGGGUGUUUACGUAUGCGGUUGGUUGAAAAGAGGACCAACAGGGAUCAUUGCCACAAACCUUUAUUGUGCUGAAGAAACAGUUGUGAGCAUAUCUGAGGACCUUGAGAAAGGAGUAUUAUCUGCACCUAGCUUUCCAAAGCCAGGCAGGGAGGGACUUCUACAGUUAUUGGAUAGUAGGAAUGUCAAAGUGAUUCCAUUCUGUGCUUGGGAAAAGAUCGACACCGAAGAGAAAAGGCUUGGAAGUUUGAAAAACAAGCCUAGAGACAAAUUAAGCACAUGGGAAGAGCUACUGAAAGUUGCCUUGGAGUGAAGCGAUUCUCAAAGUUGAGUUAUAGUUUUUCAGAAAAAGAUAAAUUUCAUUCACAGAAUAGAGUAAGUUAAUCUUCUAUCAACCCACAGAAUAUCUGAAAAAUACAUGUUUCUAAGGUUAACUAUUAAUACUAAUAUCCAAAAAAUACAUAUUUUCUUUAGGUUAAUCACCCAUCGACAUAUUUGAUACCCCAGAAAAAUACACCUGUUUUGUAGAAUAAUGUUGUUUUUAUCGACCUGAGAGUUGCCCAUGCCACUCCCCCCACUUAUUGGCUCCGUCCCUACACAGCCCCAACUAUACUUUGUCUUGGUAGUUUUCAUCCCCUAAUCAAGCACUUCAUGUAAUUUGGUCUCAUGGUUUGUGCUUGUGAAGCGUUUAUCAAAACUCUACUUAUCAGUUGGCUGGGUACA
Rhododendron vialii is the source of this 1973-nucleotide messenger RNA. RefSeq names its product NADPH:adrenodoxin oxidoreductase, mitochondrial. The transcript is spliced from 13 exons. Bases 112 to 1563 code for a protein of 483 amino acids. Gene Ontology annotation, molecular function: oxidoreductase activity. Lineage: Eukaryota; Viridiplantae; Streptophyta; Magnoliopsida; Ericales; Ericaceae. The record is from RefSeq and is a predicted model, not a curated record.